Molecule: messenger RNA, 1122 nt
Organism: Lodderomyces theae
Lineage: Eukaryota; Fungi; Ascomycota; Pichiomycetes; Serinales; Debaryomycetaceae
Exons: 1
Coding region: 1-1122 (373 amino acids)
Molecular function (GO): dioxygenase activity
Source: RefSeq, a predicted model, not a curated record
AUGUCAUUUCAGGAAAUACCAGUGCUUGACCUUCGUCAAGCUUUUGAUCCUGCCACUAAGCCUGAAUUUCUUGCCCAGUUGAGAAAUGCUAUGAUCAAUGUCGGAUUCUUACUUUUGAAUCAUUACGAGGAAGUAGGUCCAAGUGAAGCUGAUCUUGUUGCUAUCAAGAAACAAGCCGAAGAGUUUUUUGCAUUACCAGACGACGUGAAGAUGGAUUGUGAAAUGACCAAAUCAAAACACUUCUUGGGCUACACUAGAUUAGCAAAUGAAAUCACAGCCUCGCAUACCGACUGGAGGGAGCAGAUUGAUCUCGCAACAGAGCUUCCAUCUCCUUCAGAGAAUGAUCCAAUUUACCGCAAUAUUGAAGGUCCAAACCUUUGGCCGGAUGCAAGUAAGAUCCCAAACUUUAGACCUACAAUAGAAGACUACAUAGCCAAGAUGACAAAUCUUAGCACAAUCGUGAGAAAACUCGUUACAGAGUCCAUUGGGUUGGAUAGUAAUGCACUUGAUGGAUAUUUCAAGCCCCGCCAACAAUGUAAAAUGAAGCUCAUAUCGUAUCCUGAUGAAUCAUCGUUGAAAAACUCAAAGUCAGUUGCAUUGGAUGACACACCGUCAACAGGACAAGGGGUAGGUCCACAUAGAGAUUCUGAUCUUCUCACCUACAUUUUUCAAGCAACUCCCCAUGAGAAUUCUUUACAAGUGCAAAAUUUCCAAGGAAAAUGGAUCACGGUUCCAAAUAUCCCUAACCAUUUAGUGGUGAAUAACGGACAAACGUUGGAAGCUAUAACCCAAGGCGUGUGCAAGGCAACAAUCCAUCGUGUCUUGAUACCGGAACCAGGAAGCGGCACCAGAAUUUCUAUCCCAUUUUUCCAAACUAUCGAUUUGGACUGCUUCAAGACAUCGGUGAACAAUAUUCCUGAAAAUGUGUUGAAAAUGAAAGAGGAGAGGGAUCAAAAAAUCAAGGACUGGGCAGUGGAUGUGGGGUUCCAAUUUCAGCCGGAUGUGGAGAAGGAGCCUGUUGGAUAUGCAGUAUUUAGAAACAGAAUCAAGUCGCAUCAAGAUGUUGCAAAAAGAUGGUAUCCAAAUAUUUUGAAGCAAGUGUUGCAAGAGUAUUCGUACUGA